Molecule: messenger RNA, 698 nt
Organism: Racocetra persica
Lineage: Eukaryota; Fungi; Glomeromycota; Glomeromycetes; Diversisporales; Gigasporaceae
Source: the annotation of a GenBank genome assembly
UAAAAGCCUGUGAAGAAAUUGGAAUAACCGGUCCUGUUCAAGAAAUGUUAUUAAGAUGUCUAAAAAUAUUGGAUCCUAAAACUCAAAUAAAUGAUUCUAAAUCCUUUGGGACGGUGUCUUUGAGUAUGGAUGCUUUGGUGAAAGCUUGCUAUGAAAACAGUAGAUAUAUUUUAAACAAAGAACGAUUUGAAAAUAGACCCGAAAUUAGUUUUGUAAGAAAAUUAAUGAGAUGUCAUUACUAUAUGGUUGGAAAAAGCAACCUACUGAGUGUAAAAACAAUGGCUAAUAAUUUGUUUAAAGUAACUGAUCCCGAAAGUGAAAAAAUGUUUAACAAAAAAAUAUGGAAAAAUAUCGUUAAAAAAGAAUAUAACUCAGUUCCUGUUUUUAAUCCCAAACACAAUUAUAUUAAUGUAUUGUUAAAAGAUGCAGGUUACUAUAGGUAUAGUGAAGUUAAAUAUGGUGAGACUUUUCUUUAUAAAUUACAUUAUUGUUAUUGGCUUUUAAAACCAAAAAAAUAUAAAAUAUCAGACAAUGAGGCGAUUGAACAAGGUAUAGAUGAUAUGAGUGUUGAUGAUUUAUUUGAACCAAUUUAUCUUACUUAUCUUCGGAAUACACAAAAUGGAAUGAAAGAUUAUCAAAGAAAAUAUACCACUUCCGAAGAACUUCAAAGAAUUGUUUUAUUAAAGAAUAAAAAAUAA